This is a messenger RNA of Scomber japonicus (chub mackerel), 696 nucleotides long. RefSeq lists its product as uncharacterized. Bases 1 to 696 code for a protein of 231 amino acids. The transcript is spliced from 4 exons. The record is from RefSeq and is a predicted model, not a curated record. Lineage: Eukaryota; Metazoa; Chordata; Actinopteri; Scombriformes; Scombridae. Gene Ontology annotation, molecular function: protein binding.
AUGAGAGCUAUUGUGCUGCUGUGCCUGCUGCAUGCAGCAUUUAGUGAGCGUAGACGUUAUUCCUGGAACGGACCUAUCCAACUAACAACGACUAUGUCUCCAACACCCAAUGAAGAUAAUGCAUGUCUUACGGACCAGAUGUCAUGUGGAUGUUGUCUGAUGCAGACACAGAUGGAGAGGAUGGAAGGGUUCUUUAACCUGGGUCUUGAAGAAAUGAGGAAUGAGCUGACAAGAGCAAAAAAGGUCCUCGACAAUAUGAGAGCAAGACGUAGCGCCUUCUCCGUCGCUCUCAGCAGUGAAAGUGCUAUGAAGUGCCAUGUCCCACUUACUGUCAACAAAAACAUUGUCUACCAACACGUCUUCCUCAACCUGGGAGGCGGCUAUGAUGAGCACACUGGUAUCUUCACUGCUCCCUGUUCUGGUGUCUACAGUCUGGCUCUGACUCUCUACGGUAACGCUGUCUUCCUCGGUGAGAAAUUGUCCACUUGUGCAAGUUUGCGGGUGAACACGCAGGUUGUGGGUUCAAUCCUCGAACGCAACGGCUCGGACCGAGAAGACAGUGCCACUGUUUUUGUGACCGUGAAACUGAAGGCCGGGGACCAGGUGGCUGUCAGCCUACUUGAAGGAUGUUUUAUCUGUGAUGACAACAAUCACUAUAACACUUUCACUGGCUUCUACCUGUAUUCUACUGAUUGA